Molecule: messenger RNA, 2628 nt
Organism: Capronia coronata CBS 617.96
Lineage: Eukaryota; Fungi; Ascomycota; Eurotiomycetes; Chaetothyriales; Herpotrichiellaceae
Product: AFG3 family protein
Exons: 1
Coding region: 1-2628 (875 amino acids)
Biological process (GO): protein-containing complex assembly; mitochondrial protein processing
Cellular component (GO): m-AAA complex; membrane
Molecular function (GO): ATP hydrolysis activity; metalloendopeptidase activity; ATP-dependent peptidase activity
Source: RefSeq, a predicted model, not a curated record
AUGGCGAGUCGAUAUUUGCGGCCGCAGCUGAUCCGCUCCUCGAAAGCUGCGUUUGAAUGUGCCUUUUGUGCGCAACGCCGCUCAACCCAGUUCACCAGACUUCCCUAUACCAGCAGGCUACGUCCUCCUCUAACGAGAUCCUAUGCCACCAUAAACCCCGGUGAACCGAAGCCGCCGCAGGAAGACCCGGACAAGCAGAAGAAGGAAGGUGACAAAACCUCCAAGGCCUCUCAAAAGGACUCGAGUAAGACCCCGGACGAGGGCGCAGAAAAGGAAGAUGCCAGCAAAGUGGAAUUUUGUCCGCUCACGGAGGAAGAGGUCAGGCAGAUCGAUGAGGUUGCAAAAAUGAUCAAGACCGGGCUACCUAAAUCGCAGGCUGCCGCUGUCGACGAAGCUGUCGAGCUAAUGAAAAAGGGUGGCAUUCCUACAGAGCUACGAGAGGUUUUGGAGGCACGGAGGAGAAAUCCACACAAGCCCAUUGAUCUGGCUACCACGGUGCGCCUGGUGGGAGUGUUCACAAAAUUGUCUCGCAUGAGCCCCGAAGAGGUUCGGGAGAAGUACGGUCAUACUGCUCAGUCCACCAAGGCCUCGGACUCGGAGAAGGAGGGAACUCCUCUUUUCGAGCAGUCGAACAAGAAACAGGGCAGCGAAAAGGAGCAACAGGGCAAGCAAGGAGCCGACGGGAAGGGUAAACCCGCCGGCGCCUAUGAGCUAAGAUUGGAUGCGGGCACCACAGUGAUGGCUGCCAUCCUCACGUACUACAUUUACCGCAGCCUAUAUCCUGGAGAAUCAUCGAGAGACAUCACUUGGCAAGAGUUCAGGACCACCUUCUUCGACAAGGGGCUUGUGGACAAGCUCACCGUCAUCAACCGCACCCGGGUCAGAGUUGAACUGAACCGAGACGCCGUUGCUCGCAUGUACCCAGAGUCGCCCGCCACUCGACCAAACUUCUACUACUACUUCUCCAUAGGCUCAGUCGAAGCUUUCGAGCGACGAUUGGAUGAAGCACACCAAGAGCUCGGAAUUCCCAGCAGCGAGAGAAUACCGGUGGCAUACUCGGACGAGGUGCCAUUGAGUGCCGCGCUGUUCAACUUCGGUCCUACACUGUUGUUCAUUGGCGCCUUAUUCUGGUUCUCGAGAAGAGCCGCAUCCGGAGCAGGCGGGCAAAGUGGUAUCUUCGGAAUUGGCAAAUCACGAGCAAAGCGAUUCAACCACGAAACCGACGUCAAGAUCAAGUUCUCGGAUGUUGCUGGCAUGGACGAAGCAAAGGUCGAAAUUAUGGAAUUUGUUUCCUUUUUGAAGGACCCCACCAAGUACCAAAGAUUGGGUGCAAAGAUUCCUCGUGGUGCCAUCUUGUCUGGUCCUCCAGGAACUGGUAAGACACUAUUGGCCAAAGCUACUGCCGGCGAAUCCGGUGUCCCUUUCUACUCGGUCUCAGGUUCCGAAUUCGUGGAGAUGUUCGUAGGCGUGGGUCCGUCACGGGUGCGAGACCUGUUCGCCAACGCCCGAAAGAAUGCGCCGUGCAUCAUCUUCAUCGACGAAAUCGACGCGAUUGGAAAGUCCAGAGCGAAACAGAAUUUCGGUGGAGGCAACGAUGAACGAGAGUCGACCCUCAACCAAAUCCUGACCGAGAUGGAUGGGUUCAACACUUCCGAACAGGUCGUUGUGCUUGCUGGUACGAACAGACCUGACGUGCUCGACAAAGCGUUGAUGCGUCCCGGUCGGUUUGACAGACAUAUUGCCAUCGACCGACCAACCAUGGACGGCCGGAAGCAAAUCUUCCUGGUCCAUCUUCGAAAGAUUGUCACCAAGGUCGACAUGGAGUAUCUCACCGGACGUCUUGCAGCACUGACUCCUGGCUUCUCCGGUGCGGAUAUUGCAAACUGUGUCAACGAAGCUGCUUUGAUUGCUGCCCGCGCAAACGCAGCUUCGGUUCUGAUGGAUCAUUUCGAACAAGCCAUCGAACGUGUCAUUGGUGGUCUUGAGAAGAAGUCGCUAGUCCUGUCACCAGAAGAGAAGAAGACUGUUGCAUAUCACGAAGCUGGUCAUGCUAUCUGUGGCUGGUUCUUCAAGUACGCCGAUCCCCUCCUCAAGGUCUCGAUCAUUCCAAGAGGACAGGGUGCCUUGGGUUACGCACAGUACCUCCCUGCCGGUGGUAACGACGUGUACCUGAUGAGCGUCAAGCAAUUGAUGGACCGGAUGGCCAUGACGCUCGGUGGCCGUGUCAGCGAAGAAAUCUGGUUCGACACCGUGACAAGUGGUGCAUCAGACGAUUUCAACAAGGUCACGCGUAUGGCUACUGCCAUGGUGACGGAGUGGGGGAUGUCGCCCAAGAUCGGCUACCUGCACUACAAGGACGACGAGCAGCGUCUGCACAAACCCUUCUCCGAGGAAACAGCUCGACACAUCGACGAGGAAGUGCGUCGACUUGUGGACGAAGCUUACAAACAAUGUAAAGAUCUGUUAUUGGAGAAGAAGGACCAACUACAAGCCGUGGCGGAGGAAUUGUUGAAAAAGGAGAUGCUUGUGCGAGACGACCUCGUCAGACUUUUGGGCAAGAGACCAUUUGAGGACCAGGGAGACUUCCACAAGUACUUCGACAACAACGAGGGAAAGAGUGCACCGUAA